Rhinichthys klamathensis goyatoka is the source of this 732-nucleotide messenger RNA. RefSeq names its product uracil nucleotide/cysteinyl leukotriene receptor-like. The record is from RefSeq and is a predicted model, not a curated record. Gene Ontology annotation, biological process: phospholipase C-activating G protein-coupled receptor signaling pathway; positive regulation of Rho protein signal transduction. The transcript has 3 exons. Bases 1 to 732 code for a protein of 243 amino acids. Gene Ontology annotation, molecular function: G protein-coupled receptor activity. Lineage: Eukaryota; Metazoa; Chordata; Actinopteri; Cypriniformes; Leuciscidae.
AUGAAUAAUUCUACAUUGAACUUCACCGCACCUGAAACAUCUACAAACUCCACAAUUCAGUCCACUGGGCUUGUGGGAAGUCUGGACAUUUGUAUACACAUCAUCAAUUUCCUGUUUGGUCUUCCUACACAGUCCUAUGUUGUAUGGCUCAUCAUCACAGGAUCAAGAGUUGCAUCAGGAUUAUUUAACCUCAAUCUGUCUGUUUGUGAGAUUGGUAACUGUCUGAUUUCUUUUAUCAGUAUAUUUAAUUAUUGUACUGGGUUUUCAUAUCUAACAACACUAUCAGUGUUUUUGAUAGGACUAGGCGUCACUGGUCGUCCUCUGUUUCAGUGUCUGAUCUGUGUUGAGCGUUACCUGGCAGUGGUUCAUCCUGUAACCUUUCUGAAGUACAAACCUCUCAGAUAUAGAGUGAUCUGCUGCACUGUGGCCUGGAUAAUCACACUUGGAUGCUGUUUGUGCUGCAUAUAUACUAUUAGCUUGUUAUAUAUUUAUGUAUGCUUCUACUCCAUUCAGUUCCUCCUCUUUCUCUCCAUCCAGUUGUUCUGCUGUAUGGCUGUUCUCGGAGCUCUGAAGCAGUCAGGACCAGGAGAGAGAGGGAGAGAGAGAGAGGAAAACCACAUGAAAAGAGAAGCAUUUUAUCUCAUUCUAAUAACUACUGUAGGCAUGAUUAUUUUCUUUCCUGUUCUUUAUCUGCACUGUGUUGGGAAAAUCUCCUGUCUUUUCUCUCCAUAA